Dimorphilus gyrociliatus is the source of this 1497-nucleotide messenger RNA. The record is from the annotation of a GenBank genome assembly. NCBI's taxonomy places the organism in Eukaryota, Metazoa, Annelida, Polychaeta, Dinophilidae.
AGAGCGAAUUCGGUUGGCGUUAGUAGUUGAGCAGUGCUUUUGCUUGCAGACAUGUCGAACACUGCCCAGCCGAGAAGCGAAAGCGGAAAGAUUUACGACGGUCAGGUGGCGAGUGCCGCAUUGGCGCUCGGCGCUCUACAGUACGACAAUGGAAUAGCUCAGGGAUACAGUGGUAUGGACAAUAUGUAUCCAACAUCGGUAACGGGCGUCGGUCCGACCUCAACUCACAACCUCCCUCAUUAUCCUACCUAUUCUCAGCCCCAUCACUCUUCGUCGGAAGACGCUCAACAGAAGAGGGAUAAGGAUCAAAUAUACGGCCAUCCACUCUUCCCGCUACUCGCCUUAAUCUUCGAAAAGUGCGAGCUAGCUACCUGUACGCCCCGAGAUCACGGAGUAACCGGCGGCGACGUGUGUUCAUCCGAGUCAUUUAAUGACGAUAUCCGUGUAUUCUCUCAGCAGACGAAAGCCGAAAAGCCAUUCUUCUCGGCCAACCACGAGCUCGACACAUUGAUGGUGCAAGCAAUACAAGUAUUACGGUUCCACCUGCUCGAAUUGGAAAAGGUUCACGAACUGUGCGACAAUUUCUGCAACCGUUACAUCUCUUGCUUGAAGGGUAAAAUGCCGAUCGACUUAGUGAUCGACGAACGGGAUUCGACGCCGGGACAAAAGCCUGAUUUAAACCUGCCAGACACUCCAUCGUUCGACCAGCCGCUUCCUCCACCCACAUCCACCUACUGUCCACCGCCCUCCGACCUAGAUACGCAAUCGACGCGAAGCGGGGAUACACCGGGACCGCCACCCACUCAAAUGCCGCCCACCUCAGCCCAAACGGCACCAAUCCAAGCCUCAUCGGCGCCAAAUUCGACGCAGAGUAUGGAUAAUUCUAGCGAAGCCGGCGAUUGCGUGGAGAACAGCGUCGGAUCUGGAGACGGUUCAACUGAAAACGAGGACACAGAAACUAUGAACAACAAACGACAGAAGAAGAGAGGAAUCUUUCCAAAAGUUGCCACAAAUAUCAUGAGAGCAUGGCUGUUCCAGCACCUUUCACACCCUUAUCCGUCAGAAGAACAAAAGAAACAAUUGGCGCAAGAUACGGGCCUGACGAUACUGCAAGUGAACAACUGGUUCAUCAAUGCCAGGAGGAGAAUAGUGCAACCGAUGAUUGACCAAUCAAACCGACAAGGGCCUCAGGGACCUUACAGUCCGGACGCAGCCGCUAUGGGUUAUAUGGACAAUCAGCAGAUGGCGCACAUGAGAGGGGCUGGCUUACAAGCAAUGGGUGACGUAUAUGGAACACAACACCCCGCAAACUAUGGAGCCAUGGUGCGAGCUCCCGUCCAUUCUCAAACGAUGCUGAUACCAGGUCAUCCUCACCAUAUGAUGAUGACUGCUCCUCACCAUAUGGGUCACGGCUUACAAGUCGCCCAAUCGCCGCCCUUACCUCAUCACGCAAUGGACGCAUCGAUGGGUGCCAUGCAAGACAUUCAUGCAGGAUAA